AUGGGUGGACGUAGAGUAAAGAAAGGAGUAAAAGGCGAAAGUGCAGAAUAUAUAACUCGUGCUCAGGCUUUAAAAUAUUUACAGCUCUCAUUAGCUGAUUUCCGUAGAUUAUGUAUACUAAAAGGUAUAUAUCCACGUGAACCAAAAAAAAAACUUAAAGGAGCAGAUAAGACAUAUUACCAUAGCAAAGAUGUAUUAUUUUUACGAUAUGAUCCUAUACUAUCAAAAUUUCGGGAUUUUAAGGUAUACUUAAAGAAAUAUAAAAAAGCAUUGGCACGAAAUGAUCGUAAUAAAAUCCGUUCUUUAAUACAAAGAAAACCAGAACUACCACUAAGCCAUAUUGUGAAACAACGUUAUCCUUGUUUCAUAGAUGCUUUACGAGACUUAGAUGAUGCUUUAACAACUUGUGCUUUAUUUGCAUCUCUAGGAGCAGAUGAUAAUCAUAAUAUACCAGCUAGUACUAUUGAACAAUCAGUAAAGUUAAUGGAUGAAUUUAUGUACCUAGUAUCUAAAUGUGGCUUUUUAAAAAAAUCCUUUAUUUCAAUUAAAGGAUUUUAUUUUCAAGUUGAGAUAUUAAAUGAAAAAAUUAUCUGGCUUUUACCCCAUCAAUUCUCUCAAAAGCUACCAGAUGAUGUUGAUUUUAGGGUUAUGACAACUUUUCUUGAAUUUUAUCAUGUUUUAUUGAAAUUUGUUAAUUUUAAAUUAUAUCAGCUUAAUAAUAUAACUUAUCCUCCUACUAUUGAUUCUAGUAUAUUAAAAAGUGGAGGAAGAUUUUUAUCAUUGAAAGCUCAUAACUUAAAAAAUCUUACACAAUGUUUACCUACUGAUAGUUUAACAAUUCAAAAUAAUUCUACAAGCUCUAAAUUAUUAUUUGAAGAUUUAUGCUUUUUUAUUUCAAGAGAGGUACCUCUAGUACCAGCAGCAUUUGUAAUUAUAAGUCAGGGUGGUAAAAUAGGAUGGGAGAAUGAAGCCUCUCCAAUUAAACGUGAUAAUUCAAAUAUUACUCAUUAUAUUGUCGAUAGACCAAUGAAAUUUAUUAUUAAAGAGAUAGAAAAAUAUCCAAAUUCAGAAUUUAUUCAACCACAAUGGCUAUUUGAUUGUUUAAAUGAAUUUAUAUUAUUACCUACUAGAUUAUAUGCUCCAGGUGAAAUAUUACCACCACACUUAUCACCUUUUGUAAAUGAUGAAGAACAAGGUUAUGUCCCAUUACAACGUGAAAUAUUAGAUAAUUUCAAAGGGUUAAAAACAAAAACUAAAUCUAUUGAAGAUGACUUUGCAACAACUCACUGUAGUGAUUCUAGUGACUUGGAUGAUGAACAAAUAUCUGAGGCUAGAGAAAAGGAGUAUCUGGCUAGCUUACAAUCAGAGAUGACAAAAUCUAAUAUAUCAGGAGAUAUUAAUGAAGAUAAACAUAAUGACUUAGUAUCUAUAGCUAAAUUAGAAUACAAAAAGAGAAAGAUGCAAGAAGAAAUGGAAUCAAGGAAAUCACUUUUAUCUAAGAAACAUAAGAGACUUUUGGAAAGAAUAGAAUAUACCAAGAGAUUGAAAUUAGAAAGAGCUAAGAAGUUACAUAGUCGUAGGAAAGAUAGUAAUUAA
Cryptosporidium muris RN66 is the source of this 1596-nucleotide messenger RNA. Its product is annotated as pescadillo N-terminus domain-containing protein. The transcript has a single exon. The record is from RefSeq and is a predicted model, not a curated record. Gene Ontology annotation, cellular component: nucleolus; PeBoW complex. Gene Ontology annotation, molecular function: RNA binding. Gene Ontology annotation, biological process: maturation of LSU-rRNA from tricistronic rRNA transcript (SSU-rRNA, 5.8S rRNA, LSU-rRNA); ribosome biogenesis. Lineage: Eukaryota; Apicomplexa; Conoidasida; Eucoccidiorida; Cryptosporidiidae. The coding region runs from base 1 to 1596 and encodes 531 amino acids.